ACACACACGUCUUUUAGAUUCUAGUACUUAUGUUGUGUAUCCUGUGUGAAAGUGCUUUUGGUAACGUUGGACCACUUUUACAAAGCAUAGACAGGGCACAUAAUGGAGCCUUGGGUUUAAGUUCUGGUAACAUAAGGUCUGGAUUUGGCAUACAUGGUCGCUGAAUUCUCCCAUUUUUGGUGAAGCGUCAUCAUAAAAUAUCUGGUUGACAAAA
Molecule: messenger RNA, 214 nt
Organism: Drosophila erecta
Lineage: Eukaryota; Metazoa; Arthropoda; Insecta; Diptera; Drosophilidae
Gene: Sfp60F
Exons: 1
Coding region: 30-164 (44 amino acids)
Source: RefSeq, a predicted model, not a curated record